GACGCAUUCUUGCCUACAUUGAGAAUUAUACACUAAAAGCAGAAAUCUUCAAUUUCACAAGGGGCGGGUCGUAGUUUUGACUCUGGGUAACCUCGAGGAAGACGGGCAAGGGCAGUUCACAGCGGCGGAUAGUGACAAUUUACAAGGACGUCUUCACGCGUUUUAGAAGAGGGACUCACCACAAUGGCGAGUACGGAGUUUAAGUUCUCGUUCCCGCACUGGGUAGACGGUGAGGCAGAUACCUUUUCUGACCGUGAAUUGAAUCGGGAAAUUGAAAACUGUUGUUGGAAAGAUGAUCAAUGGGGCCAUUGGACUCUAUCGUGCGAGCGAUGGAGUCUCGCUCCUUCGCGGAAAGUCACGGACGAAGUUUUGCAGUACAUUUUGAAGUACAUCUUCGUGAAAAAAUUGCGGGUAUGCAAGCGCUAUCCGCGAACAUUUUCCGAAUUUGAAGACUUACGCCGCCAGAGCCAUUUUUUCGGCACCCACGUUUCGGAGCACUGCUGGCCC
Amoebophrya sp. A25 is the source of this 507-nucleotide messenger RNA. The record is from the annotation of a GenBank genome assembly. Lineage: Eukaryota; Dinophyceae; Syndiniales; Amoebophryaceae.